CAGCGGCUCCUGCCUGGGGAGAUCUGACCUCGCUGCAGCCAGGCGGGCGAGCCAGGUGGGCUGAGCGUGCGGAACGCUUGGGGACCCCGGGGGGCUCGCCUGGCUCCCAGCCGCCGCGCGCCGCUCCUGCCGCACUUCCUCCGCAGCGCUGCCGCCCGCGGCCGCCGUGCGCCUCCGCCGAGCCGGUGAGUCAGGGAUGAUGCGGGCGUCGGAGAGGCCCGGGCCCCCAAACCUGACAGUGAAGGCUCCCUCCACCUGGCCUGCCAGACCCUUCCUCUCGGCCGGGGGUGGAGUUGGGGGUCCAGGAGGGGCAGGGGCAGGGCAGAUAGCUGUUGCUGCCCAGGCUUGGGAGUGGUGGGCUGGGAGGGAGAGGAGUGAGGCGAUGGGAGACAUCAGCCAGGUUAAAUGGCCUGUGGUCCGGGAAGGACGCCUCGGGGUGGGCAGAAAGAUGCUGGGUCAAAACUCCGUGAUGAGGCCUCCCCCGCCUCUGUGGGAGGAUGCGGCACCCGGGUCCCCGGGGCGCUAGGGCUGCGCGGAAGAGGGCCCGGCCCCGCCGGCGUGCCGCCCGCUCUCCCAGUCCCCAAGCUCUGCUUUGCACCCUGUCCCCUUCUGCCGCCUGCUCCCCCCCGCCUCCGCCUUGGACUCUCGCCUUCUGUCUGCCUACCCACCUGGGGGCCCAGGGGCUUCCCCCUCCCCGCACUGGGGCCCCACCCCUGGCCCUGUGGUGGCGCUGGGGUCUCAGCCCUCCCACGAGGGUGAGAUUGGUGCCGGGAGCUGAGCUCCUGGCCCCUCCAGCCUGGGGCCUGGAGGGGCAGCUGGUCAGGAGGGGCUCUGAAAGCCCCUAGAAACCCUAAAGCACAGAGAGGGGGCAUUGGAUGCCUUCAGAGUCUAAAAACACAGAUGAGCCCCGAAGGGUUUGAGAGCUGAAGAGGAACGCCCUGGCAGGGCGGGGCAGGUCAGACCAGGCUCUGCCCACAGCUUGGGACCCUGGGAAUGUCACUUCCCCUUUCUGAGCCCUAGCCGUCCUGGUGGCAAAACGAGGGCUUUGAUAGACCAGUGGUUUUCCAACGGUUUCCCCCAGAGCCGGCCCCCUCUGCGGUGGGAGGUCGAGGGUCCUGGCCCCACCUGAAACUGCAUUUUUACGUCAUGAAUAUGGACCCCGGGUAGAGAAAGGGUUGUGCUCUUAACACAAACACUUUUGGACCCGCGGCUGUGGCCUCUUAGAGAUCAGGAUGUCCCAGAGCGAAAGUCAGGGACAGUUGUGGUCCCCGUUCCCCCAGCCUGGACUUCCGGCCCUGUGUACCCCCCUCUCGCUCCCCCGCCCCCUCCUGUUGGGCUGAACUCUCUAGACGAGGAGGCUGGGUCUACUUGGGCCCAGCUUCUAAACCUCUCCGGUCACGGGCUCCAGCCAGCCUCCCGGGCGGUGCCUCUGACUCUCUGUCCCCACAGAGGUUCCAGCUGUCCUCUGCUUAGGAUGGCCUCGCCCUCCAGCCCUCCCGCUUUCAGGCUUGAGACGUCAGACAGAAGCCGGGAAGAUGGUGCUGAGCGGGACAGAGGACAGCCCGGUGGUGGGGCCAGGCCGCCCCCCAUGGAGUCCGCGUUCCAGCCAGAGGACCGGAUGUUCCCCCCUCAGAUCACAGUGGAUCUCCACUACCGGAAGAGGGCAGGGGCCAGCCAGCCAGACCCAAACCGUUUUGACCGGGACCGGCUCUUCCGCGUGGUGGCCCGGGGGGUCCCUGAGGAUCUGGCUGGGCUGCCAGAGUACCUGCGCCGGACCAGCAAAUACCUCACGGACACGGAGUACAGAGAGGGCUCCACGGGGAAGACGUGCCUGAUGAAGGCUGUGCUGAACCUUCGGGACGGGGCCAAUGCCUGCAUCCAGCCGCUGCUGCAGAUCGACCGGGACUCGGGCAACCCCCAGCCUCUGGUCAACGCCCAGUGUACAGACGCCUACUACCGCGGCCACAGCGCCCUGCACAUCGCCAUCGAAAAGAGGAGCCUUCCGUGUGUCAAGCUCCUGGUGGAGAAUGGGGCCGACGUGCACGCCCGGGCCUGUGGCCAGUUCUUCCAGAAGAAGAGUCAAGACCCUUGCUUCUACUUUGGCGAGCUGCCCCUGUCCCUGGCCGUCUGCACCAAGCAGUGGGACGUGGUGACCUACCUCCUGGAGAACCCACACCAGUCCGCCAGCCCGCAGGCCGCUGACUCGCUGGGCAACACGGCCCUGCAUGCCUUGGUGGCAAUCGCUGACAACUCAGUCAAGAACACUGAGCUGGUGACCCUGAUGUAUGACAAGCUCCUCCAGGCUGUGGCCCGCCUCUACCCCACAGUGAGGCUCGAGGACAUCCCCAACCUGCAGGGCCUCACGCCCCUGCAGCUGGCCGCCAAGGAGGGCAAAAUCGAGAUUUUCAGACACAUCCUGCAGCGGGAGUUCCCUGGGCCGUGCCAGUCCCUUUCCCGCAAGUUCACGGAAUGGAGCUACGGGCCUGUGCGGGUGUCGCUGUACGACCUGGCCUCUGUGGACAGCUGGGAGGAGAACUCAGUGCUGGAGAUCAUCGCCUUUCACUGCCGAAGCUCGGUGAGCCCGCGGCGGCGGGCCUGGCAGGGCUCCUGCUGGGCCGCACCUGCCCUGCCACUGUGGCUGCCCCUCUCGACCUGGCUGCUGGGCACACACCCACUCCCCGCCAGGGUCCCGGUGGCUACCACUGGGGCCUCGCUGUUGACCAGCACCUCCUCUGGACUGGCCACUCCACGGCCACAGGGUGGGGUGGGGGCCGGAGGGGAGGGGUCCCUUGGGGCCCCAUCCUCCCCCCUGAAUCCCCGCAUAUACUGGGGGGCCGCGCCUCUGGCUCCCCCCUUCCCAUCCCAGGACCGACACCGAAUGGUGGUUUUGGAGCCGCUGAACAAACUGCUGCAGGAGAAGUGGAAUCUGCUCACCCCCAGGUUCCUCAUCAACUUCCUGUGUUACCUGAUCUACGUGUCCGUCUUGACCGCCGUCACCUACCACCAGCCCGCCCUGGAGAAGGACCUCCUGACGCUUGGGAACUCCACGCUGCUGCUGGGCCACAUCCUGAUUCUGCUCACGGGGGCCUACCUCCUCAUGGGCCAGCUGUGGUACUUCUGGAGGCGCAGGCUGUUCAUCUGGACCUCCUUCGUGGACAGCUACUUUGAGAUCCUCUUCCUGGUCCAGGCGCUGCUCGCGGUGCUGUCCCAGGUGCUGUGCUUCCUGGCGGUCAAGUGGUACCUGCCCCUGCUCGUGUCCUCGCUGGUGCUGGGCUGGCUGAACCUGCUGUACUACACGCGUGGCCUGCAGCACACGGGCAUCUACAGCGUCAUGAUCCAAAAGGUCAUCCUUCGGGACCUGCUCCGCUUCCUCCUGGUCUACCUCGUCUUCCUCUUUGGCUUUGCUGUAGCCCUGGUGAGCCUGAGCCGGGAGGCCCAGGCCCUCGGGGCCCCGCUGGGCUCCAACGCCACAGAGGCGGCAGGAGAGGGGGACAAGGAGGGCAGCGAGGCUCUGUACAAGGGCAUCCUGGACGCCUCCCUGGAGCUGUUCAAGUUCACCAUCGGCAUGGGGGAGCUGGCCUUCCAGGAGCAGCUGCGCUUCCGCGGGGUGGUGCUGGUGCUGCUGCUGGCCUACGUGCUGCUCACCUACGUGCUGCUGCUCAACAUGCUCAUCGCCCUCAUGAGCGAGACUGUCAACAGCGUGGCCCACGACAGCUGGAGCAUCUGGAAGCUGCAGAAAGCCAUCUGUGUCCUGGAGAUGGAGAAAGGCUACUGGUGGUGCAGGAGGAAGAAGCAGCGGGCAGGGGUGAAGCUAACAGUUGGCACCAGGCCAGACGGGAGCCCAGAUGAGCGCUGGUGCUUCAGGGUGGAGGAGGUGAACUGGGCUGCGUGGGAGCAGACGCUGCCCACGGUGUGUGAGGAGCCCUCGGGACCACCAGGCAGCUCUGGUGACACGAACGAACCCCUGGCCUCCCAGCCCAGCCAGGACAGUGUGACGGAGGAAGACAACGUGCCCCUCCAGCCCCUGGAGUCGCGCUGAUUCAGCAGGAGGCCUGAAGGCCAGAGCGGGGAACUAGUCUAGCCCUAUCUGCUGGCCCUGGGGCCCCAGAGAACAUGGGUGGUCAAAAUAAAUAUUUUCCCAUGACUGCCUCUCCUGAAAACAUUGUUUGCGUAAAGGUGCUGGGCCCCUGGGCUGUUGCAUGUCUCCGUGAGCACAGGUCUGUGUCUGGGCACAGGGGACCCUCACCCUGCAGGUAGCUGGCCAAGGUACUGGGCCUGCUGUCACCCCAGACGCAAGAUGGUGGACAUGGGCAAGCACGGCCACCACUCCUUCCUCUCUCACAGUCUCCAGAUACCCCUCAAAGCCGCCCCCAGGUCGUCUCUAAGCCUUCAGGUUCCUGGGCUUGCUUAGCUCAGGCUGUGGAUUAUUGCUCCUCUCCCCACGGGCUUCCGGCUUAGUUCCCACCCCUCCAAGCCAGAGGGACCUUCCCUAGACAGUAGGACAACACGUUACCCCUGUCUCUGAAGGCCUGAGAGGCUUCCAGCGCCCUCGGGGGCCCCUAGCUGGCAUCCCCAGCCCUCCAUGGUUCUGCCCAAGCAUUUCUAGACACCACCUGCUCUCCCUUCGCACAGGCCGAUGAUCUCGUGUGUGACUCCUAGGUUCGGCUCUCUCAAGAAGCCUCCAUUAAAAGCCCAUACUUAUUUCUAAGACCAGCUCAAAAAUCUUUGUCUCACUAUCGCCUUUCCAGUUUCCUCCCUUGGGGUAAUGUGUGUUCCUAGGACGUGAGGGCACGGGUUGAAUGUUUUAAGUAGCAAGCCUGUUCCCACGCUGGGAGGGAGGCUUCCCGGUCGGGGUGACGGGGGCACUCCUGAAGGAGUCCCGAUGGAGCCGGGGCGGAGGAAGGCGAGUGAGAACGGUCGGUCGGAAUGCCGGGGUUGCAGACUCGUUCGGGGAGGCCAGACAGCACCGCCCCCCAGAACCUGGAACAGCUAAGGUGGGUGCACAUUGGCUGCAGGCCCGGGCUUUGCAGCGUCUCAAGGGCCUAGUCGCAUGUGAAGCUCAGAACAACCACCGCUGGUCUCUGCAGCUCCACCUUCCAGACCCGCAACUGCAAGCGCUAUUCGCCGCAAACCACACAGCAUCAGAACAGAGCCCGUCCGGCGUGACUGCUCGGGCCCUGCGCAGGCGCUCUGGGGCUCUCCAGAGCCUGUGACCCAGAAUUCCCGAGCCUCGGAAGAGACCAUUGGCUCUACAGACGGGGGGAGUUCGGGGCGGAGCGGCGGCGCCUGUACCGUCAAACAGGCUGGAAGUUCCCGUGAGCCUUUGCCAGGACUCCUCACCCUUCUGUAAAGAGUGGAAUAUUCCAACUCCUUAAGAAUCUGGGACCGGAAGGAUGCGGCCUUUUCCCUGUGGGGUUGAGUUCGCUCGGUGCCUCGCUCCUGCUCGCGGGGGGGCCGGGGCCGGGGCGCGGGCGACAGAGCCUUUCUCACUUCUCAAAGAUGUUCGCGGGAAGCGUAACUGCAGGGCGGCGGGCGGCUGCGCUCACACAAGCAUUGGGGCGGGCGCUGUGGCCGGGUGUUGGGGGAUUGGGCCGGAGGCCCGAGGACCAUGUGCAUGUUUGUCGGGAGCCUGAAGUCCCUGCAGGUCAGGGCCCUGCCCCAGGCUAGCCGCUGGGAGUGAGCAGCCCCGAGAGAAGCGGGUGGCAGGCCCGCUCAGGGCUUUGGGAACCGGAGCAGCAUCCUUGCUCGAGGCUGCAGAUUACCAAGGUGCCAGCAUGUGAUCACCAACAGCUGAGCAUGGCCUGCUCAGAAGGUGUUGAGCGCUGAAGAAUGAUCAGCAGAGCAGAGUUUUAAAGCUGCCAGCGGUGGCCCAGAGACCUCAGCCCAAGAAGAGGCUGUGCUGCAGCAGAGGCAGAAUUCGAAGGCCCAAGGACCAGUCCUGGCCAUCCAUCCACUUGGACUCUGAAAACCGGGCCUUGACAGUUGGUGUAGAAAUGAUGCUCACCUCGUGCUGAGGGGACAGAAUUGCCACUGAGGGAACCAAGAAAUGGACUUGUCAACCUUUCCCUGGGACAGGCACUUUCGGUGUUAGUAGAUUCAUGAGUUUUUCAUCAUCGUCUCUUAACCAAAAGGAGCUUUUGCAUUUUAAAAUACUGUAAAUUUGUUAUAUUUGGUGUUUUAAACUGGAAAUGUCACAAAAUGUCCAUGCAGUUACAGUAAACACAAUGAAAGGA
This is a messenger RNA of Sus scrofa (pig), 6233 nucleotides long. NCBI's taxonomy places the organism in Eukaryota, Metazoa, Chordata, Mammalia, Artiodactyla, Suidae. The record is from RefSeq and is a predicted model, not a curated record.